Dichotomopilus funicola is the source of this 768-nucleotide messenger RNA. Its product is annotated as coiled-coil domain-containing protein 97. The transcript has 3 exons. Lineage: Eukaryota; Fungi; Ascomycota; Sordariomycetes; Sordariales; Chaetomiaceae. The record is from RefSeq and is a predicted model, not a curated record. The coding region runs from base 1 to 768 and encodes 255 amino acids.
AUGGUCCCCAAAUUCGACUCACCCCCAUCCACACCAAAUUCAUUUUCACAACCGCGACCUCGAGCACCGAAAUCCCCCGGGCACUUGGCGCGGAUUCGAGUGCAGAAUCGCAGGCGGGCGUAUUUGGACAGACACGCCGAAUACUUCCAGUCGAGUGAGCAUGAGCUGGCAGAUCCCCUCCUCUAUGACCACCUAAUCCGGCGCUUCCAAACACCAGCAGAGCGCGAGGCCGAGGGCCGAUCCAAGGGGUAUGCGCGUGUCCUCGAAGGGUCGCUGCUCCGGGGCGAAGAGCGGUUGGCCAAGUUGCGAGAGGGCACAGUGGGUGCGAAUGGGGGGCAGUUGGACUCGGAGACUGGGACUGGGAGUGGUACUGCUGGCAGCCACUCUAACGGCGUUGGUGCCCCAGGGACAACAACCACAACCACAACAGCAACGACAACAACAACCCCCUUCAGCACCCUAACAGCAACCCUCACCACACCCCCCCACACCCGCGCCGAAGGCCGUGAGCAAUGGGAAGCCUACCUGCGCGACCGCUUCAUACGCGGCGAGGACGGCGACUUUGAUGACUAUGCCAAGGUAGACGGGGACGACGAGUAUGAUGAGCUAGAGAGGCAGGCAAGGGAGGAGGCGUGGUUUGAGGAGGAGGAGGCUGCGUGGGAGGUUGGCGACGAUGAGGAAGGGGAGGAGGAGGGGAGGGGUGGAAAAGGGGGUUGUGGGACAGGGGAGAGGGUGUUGGAGGGGGAGACGGGGGUGCAAGACUUUUAA